Setaria italica (foxtail millet) is the source of this 2128-nucleotide messenger RNA. RefSeq lists its product as uncharacterized. NCBI's taxonomy places the organism in Eukaryota, Viridiplantae, Streptophyta, Magnoliopsida, Poales, Poaceae. The record is from RefSeq and is a predicted model, not a curated record. The transcript is spliced from 5 exons. The coding region runs from base 450 to 1982 and encodes 510 amino acids.
ACCUCGCCGCGGUCCCCGUGUGAAUUUGCUUUCUGAGCGCUCCGUUUCUGGAUCUUGCUUGGUUGCCCGUCCUGAUGUCGUGCUGGGUUGUUUGCAAGAUUGAGUGGAACCUGGCAUUGGCACCGAUGAUCUCGUUCGAUUUGUUAAGUUCCGCGCUUUCUUGCUUGCUCGUCUUGGGUUCGUGAUGUUCUUUGGAUAAAAGUUUGAGGCUUUCCAUACAGUUUGUGCUUCUUGAGGUGUGACUUUUUAAUGGUUAGUUCUCGGAAAGAAGGCACGCCUGUCGUUGCUGAACUCGAUGAUAGUUGAGGAUUUUUGCCGCCUGGACAGAUUCCUUGCAGUGCUUUUUUCCUUCUCUAUUCUUCCUUCGAAUUCGGCUGGCGCUUUGGUACUUUUGCGGCUAAAUUUGACGCGCAUUUCGCCGAAAAGUUGCAGCUUUGUCCAGCAAUCUGAUGUUACGCGGCACUGUUCUUGAAUUUGGCAUAGCUUUCUGUGCCGUAGCUUUCAAUUGCUGGCGGUUGCAAAGAUGGGAUUGGGAUGGGUCGGACAUUUCAGUGCACACUUCACUAAAAAGCUGGGAUCUUCUUGUCUGUUCCGGUGUGAUUCCAGCUUUAUUCGGUUCUAAAUUGGCGCAAUUUGUUGGUUCGAUUCGCCUCCAUUUCUCUAUUUCACCAUUUCGACUCUUCGUCCGCCACAUUUCACCCUUCUUGGUUCUUGCGGCCUCACCGACCAUUUCUUCGUUCACUCUGCUCCAGUCCGGUGGAUUCUCUCCAGCUAAGCUGCGAGCAAUGCUUCGAGGGCUAGAGAAACACCAGCGCAGCGGCGAUGACACAUCACCGGAGGCCAACGACUCCGGCGAGCUCGACGACCGGAGGAGCUUGGAAUGCUCCACCUCCACAGAGAUGUCGAGCAACAGUGGCCACAGAUCAAGAAACCGAGCUCCGGACGACGACAGCUUCGACUCCGAGAGCAGCUCAUCGGGACCGCCGACGGUGAAGAGGUCUGCGGCGGUGGCUGCGUUGCUGCCGCCGUUCUCCCGGCCAACUCCUUCGAAGUGGGACGACGCCGAGAAGUGGAUUUCCAGCCCGACGUCAAACCGUACAGGCCGCGCGGGGCCUGCCACUGGGACUGUGCCAAAGAAGUCGGCAUUGGCAUUUCCUGAACAUGGAGGCCGCCCACCGGCCGUUGCUAAGGUGGUUGUGGAUGUGCCCACCAACACUGCACCCUUGGUUAAGAAUUCAGAUGGUCUCAUUCAAUCUGAUUUAUUUAAACCUGCACAAAGUGCUUCGAUCGUUGAUGAACCUGCUCCUGCAAUUAGGUCAGUCUCGAUGAGAGAUAUGGGAACAGAAAUGACUCCAAUUGCCAGCCAGGAGCCUUCUCGGACUGGGACGCCUAUCAUUGCAUCUAGUCCAACAUCCUCUCGGACACCAACUCCGCAACGUAUGACUGAAUUCAGUAUAAGUAAUAUCGAUUCUAACAAGAAGGAGAUGUCUGAGGAGGAGCUACAAAUGAAUACGAGACAGGAAAUUAUGGAUCUUGGCCAAAGAUUAGGCAAGACUACUAUAGCCGCAUGGGCAAGUAAAGAAGAGAAAGCUUCUGCACAUUUCAGAAGUACCACUACAGAUAAGGUUGUUGAUAUCGACAGGGAGGCUCGAGCUACAGAUUGGCAGGAGGCAGAGAAGGCAAAGUAUCUUGCGAGGUUUCAGAGGGAGGAAGUAAAGAUUCAAGCUUGGGAAAAUCACCAGAAAGCAAAAAUUGAAGCUGAAAUGAAGAGGAUAGAGGCCAAGAUAGAACGGAAACGGGCGCGUGAGCAGGACAGGCUCACCGACAAGCUGGCAGCAGUAAGCCACCGAGCAGAGGCUAAGAGGGAGGCCGCGGAGGCGAGGAGGAACCAAGAGGCAGCGCGGACAGAAGAGCUGGCGGCUCAGAUCCGAGAAACCGGGCACUCGCCUUCCUCGUUCUCCUGCUGGUGCUGGUGCCUCUGAAUGAUCACCGUCGUCAAUCCUCACCUCACCUGCCUAUAGCAUGAUCCGUCAUAUUUGGGCGAGGUAGAAGAUUUGUUCACCGCACGACCUUGAAAUGUAAUGUCAUGGGUCCAUCUUCUCAGCAAGGAAUGCAGAGUUUGUCGCCA